UUGGUGGAAAGUUUGGAAUUUCUAAUACACGGGAAAAGGAGGGGGCGAGUGCAUGAGAAGUUUGACUCAAGGAAAAAUCAGUCGUAAAGGGGAAUUGCGAGGGAAAACUUGGCGGAAGUAACGGAAUGCACAAAUGCACAGAUUUAAUUUUGGAUUAUUAACCCCAAACAGGAUUUGCUAUUUUGGUGGUCUUACAUUUACACCACUAGAGUUAACGGCAGUUUCCAGACCUAUGCGUUGGCAUAUGUUGGCUUCUAGGCAUGUAGUACUCAGCCCUGAUUCUUGCUGGUUGAGCAGAUAGUUUGCAACAGUUUCGUAUGGAAUUUGAGGUCUCCGAACACUAACUGCGUAUCUCCUUUGAUUGCAAAAUCGAAUAUCGCAUGUGUCUGGUCUAGCGGUGUGUCCUGUUCGCCGCUGUCACGUCUAUGCAGUGCUGAUACUAGCUAGCUGGCUGUUUGUGGAAGGAGUGGUGGUAUGUAGUUGUAGGGGCGAGGUGGACGCCGGGAUUCAGGUCAGUGUUUUCUUCACAUCAAAGUAACGGACGUGAUCUGUUGUCAAGAGAAAGCAAUAUCCGACCCGCAUACAGAAGGUAACAGAAACUUCCCUUAAGGACGUCUGAAAACCGAGGGGAGUUUGAGAUUUAACACUACCAAUUCAGCUAAUAAGGUAGUGAUAAACAACAAACAACUGUUUGCUUACUUGUCAGCUAGCUACACCUGGAGAGCUAGCCUAAACAUGCCAGUAAGGAAGAAAGAUGCUCAGCGGGCACUGAUUAUCCUGGAGGAAUAUCGAACGAAACUCGGUCAAACGGAGGACGGACAACUCAGACAUUCGAUUGAGAGGGUCAUCGACAUCUUCCAGAGCAACCUCUUCCAGUCACUAAUAGAUAUCCAGGAAUUUUACGAAGUGACCUUAUUGGACAGUGGGAAAUGUGCAGAGUCUCCAGAGCUGCCCGAACCCUUGCCCCCAGUCAACUUGUGGGAUCUGUCCAGCCUCCCGACCACAACUGUGACUUCGCAAACCCUGCCCAGCCUUAGUACCAGUGUAGAGGAGUCUCCCCUACUAAACGAAAUACUACAUGUGCUAGGAAAGCAAUCAUUAUCUACCUUGGACGGGCAAAAAUACAGACAGCAAGAUGAGGACACGUCACCCCAAGAAAACAGUUCCCCUCAGCUCACCAGUGAGAUCCAAGGGCCUGAGCUGGUGCAGGUUUCGGAGAAGAACCUGUCCCAGAUCGAGAAUGUACACGGCUUCGUCGCACACUCGCAUAUCUCCCCCAUGAAGGUAGAGUCCCUGGAGUGCAUCUUCGACGGGCCACCCCCUAUGGGACACGAAGAGGUCCCCGCCCCUGCCUUCUCCACCUUGUACCCUCAGAGCAGUACGCUGUUGCAGCAGACAGAUGCUGCUCCUCCCUCCGCUCCCAUAAUCCCUGUGAUUCCCAUCUCGCUGGUCCCGGCCGAGACCACUGUCAUCCCUUCACCCACAUCACAGGCAAACCCUCCUCCUGUCGUGGUGAAUACAGAUAAUCUGGAUGCACCUCCAUAUGUGAACGGUACAGAAGCAGAUUUUGAAUAUGAGGAAAUCACACUUGAAAGGGGAAACUCGGGUUUGGGGUUCAGCAUUGCGGGCGGCACAGAUAACCCCCACAUUGGCGAGGACCCCAGCAUCUUCAUCACAAAGGUCAUCCCCGGGGGUGCGGCGGCUCAGGACGGUCGUCUCCGGGUGAAUGACAGCAUCCUGAGGGUGAACGAUGUGGACGUGAGGGAUGUUACCCACAGCAAAGCAGUGGAGGCCCUGAAAGAAGCCGGCUCCAUCGUCCGACUAUACGUCAGAAGAAGGAAACCGAUGACGGAAAAGAUCAUGGAAAUCAAGCUUGUCAAGGGUCCCAAAGGUCUUGGUUUCAGCAUAGCCGGGGGAGUGGGGAAUCAGCACAUUCCCGGCGAUAACAGCAUCUACGUCACGAAAGUCAUCGAGGGGGGAGCGGCACACAAAGACGGGAAGCUACAAAUAGGAGACAAGCUUUUGGCAGUGAACAGUGUUUGCCUUGAGGAGGUGAGUCACGAGGAUGCUGUGACGGCCUUGAAAAACACCCCUGACGUGGUGUACCUGAAAGUGGCGAAACCCACCAGUGUCUUCAUGAACGACAGCUUUGCACCCCCUGAUAUCACCAACUCUUAUUCCCAGCACACGGAGAACCAUAUCAGCCCACCUACCUUCUUGGGCCAGCCAGCUGCCCCCGCAUCCACAGGGCGAUACUCCCCCACCCCCAAAGCAAUGCUGGGUGAUGAAGAUGUGACCCGGGAGCCCAGGAAGGUGGUGCUGCAUCGGGGCUCUACAGGGUUGGGCUUCAACAUCGUCGGUGGAGAGGAUGGAGAGGGCAUCUUCAUCUCCUUUAUCCUGGCCGGGGGGCCAGCAGACCUGUGUGGAGAACUAAAGAAAGGAGACCGGCUUGUCUCUGUGAACGGGGUGGACCUCCACAGUUCCACUCACGAACAGGCGGCGGCAGCGUUGAAGAAUGCAGGCCAGACGGUGACCAUCGUGGCCCAGUACAGGCCAGAGGAAUACAGCCGGUUUGAAGCCAAAAUCCAUGACCUACGAGAGCAAAUGAUGAACAGCAGCAUCAGUUCUGGGUCCGGCUCUCUGCGGACCAACCAGAAGAGGUCCCUGUAUGUCAGAGCCCUUUUUGACUAUGACAAAGCGAAGGACUCCGGGUUACCCAGCCAGGGCCUGGACUUCAAAUUUGGAGACGUCCUGCACGUGGUGAACGCCUCGGACGACGAGUGGUGGCAGGCGAGACAGGUGACGACGGAGGGGGAGGUGGAGGAGAUCGGCGUCAUUCCCAGCAAGCGGAGGGUGGAGAAGAAAGAGAGAGCCAGAUUAAAAACAGUCAAAUUCAACCCCAAAUCCAGAGAGAAGGGGUCAUUCAAUGACAAGCGUAAAAAGAGCCUCUUUUCCCGAAAGUUCCCUUUCCACAAGAACAAGGACCAGAGUGAACAGGAAACAAGUGAUGUUGAACAGCAUGUAACCUCUAAUGCCAGCGAUAGUGAAAGUAGCUACCGUGGCCAGGAGGAAUAUGUGCUGUCUUACGAGCCAGUGAGUCAACAGGAAGUGAGCUACAGCCGUCCAGUAAUCAUUCUGGGACCCAUGAAAGACAGAGUAAACGACGAUCUGAUUUCAGAAUUCCCUGAUAAAUUUGGAUCUUGCGUACCCCACACAACCAGACCAAAGCGAGACUAUGAAGUCGAUGCCAGGGAUUACCACUUCGUUGUUUCGCGUGAGCAGAUGGAGAAGGACAUUCAGGAUCACAAGUUCAUCGAAGCCGGCCAGUACAACAACCACCUGUACGGGACAAGUGUCCAGUCUGUCCGCGAGGUGGCUGAGAAAGGAAAACACUGCAUCCUGGAUGUUUCAGGCAAUGCUAUUAAGAGACUCCAAAUCGCACAGUUGUAUCCAGUUGCAAUUUUCAUUAAACCAAAAUCCAUGGAAAAUAUAAUGGAGAUGAACAAGCGGCUGACGGAAGAGCAGGCCAGGAAGACCUUUGACAGAGCCCUGAAGCUGGAGCAGGAGUUUACAGAGAACUUCACAGCUAUUGUACAAGGGGACAUCUUGGAAGAGAUCUACGACCAGGUUAAACAGAUCAUCGAGGAACAGUCUGGGCCAUUUGUAUGGGUACCAGCCAAGGAGAAAUUAUGAAGGCUGAAGAUUUUCUUCAACUAUUUAUUUGUUUUCUUUAACCAACUUAGCCUGCUGCAUUUGACUCCUCUACCGAAAGGUUUGGAGUGAAAUUGCCCCUCUUCCCUUUGUCAUGACCGGAGUCAGGGGUCAGAGGUCACAACCUCCACCAGGCCCCCACACUCUCUCCCACAUUUAACAUUAGCGGUCUCUUCAGGAGUGAUGUUGGAUCACCACUGAUCAAGGACAGGAGUAAUGCCUAACCAGCGACAAAAAGUAGGGUUUUCAUGGUACAAUUCCUUAAUGUUUAAGGGAGGUGAAUUUCUGCAAAAAAAGUAAAAUUUUAGAUGCAUUGUGUAUAUUUAUAACUUCUCAACAUUUUUUUCAUGAAAAAGGAAAUGCAUUCUCGCGCAUUUGGGUCAUUUUAAAAUCAAAGCAAAACUUUGCACGUUAUAGCUUUAACAGCAUGUUUUCAACAUUUCUUUCUUUGCAGCUUUAUUUUUCUCAUUCAUACAGUUCCUUGUUUUUUCAUAGUCUUGUUCUUGUAGAAAAUUAGGCGCAGUCUUGUUUUUCAACAUAUUGUAUUCAUGUUUAUUUUUUACUUGUAACCUCAUUGAGUACAUGUUAAAAUGGCCAUUCUUUUUCAUCACAUUGAACUCAAAAGUGUAAAUGCGGUACCUGUUAGGAUGUUGGCAAGGUUGGGUUUCUGAAAGUGUUGUAUGUAUCGUUAAACUUCAUUCACGACCACAAUCUUUGAUAGUUUUAAGUUUAGGUGCUCUGGAGAACUGUUAACACACAUGAGAAAAACAAAUGGCAUUUCAGAAAAGAUGUCCAGACGUCUGUAGGGAGGAAAAUGCCAAUGCAAAAUAAUUUAUUGUACAUUGAGAUUUUAACAGAUGUUUAACCCUCUUCCUAUUUUGUUAUAAUAAAAACUCUAUAUUGAGCUGUACUUAGAACUACAACUACGGAAAUUAUUUUCUUUACAUUGCUAAAACAUAGAAAUACGAACAAAGAUAAACCUAUAAAUAUGAAAAUAUUUCCUUUACGUUGCCACCACCUCCUCCAUCAUUUAUUUUCCUUUUUAUGCAAAUAAAUUUCAAUGGGGGAAUGAACAGUCCUCAGGUCUAGUGGGGCCUGGUGGUAAGGGUAACAGUAUUUGGAACAAAGCAGUCAGACAUUGAGUAACCAGGGCAGCUAGUUCUCCUCUUUAUACCCCUCUGUGUGAAUCCCUGUUUGUCCCUUCAUGUGACAUGCAUGGUUUUUAAGCCUAAAACUUUAUUUAACAAAAUACAACGGACUUCUUUUUCUCAUGGUUUUGUGAAAUGUCAUGACUUGAAAUGUGGCUCCACAAGGGAUUGUACAGGCUUUGCUCAUGCAGGAGAUGAUGGCUCCGUUUGACCAGAAGAUCCAGACCCGCUCUCCAAAACAAGCCUUUAAACCUUCCACCAAAGGAAGCCCUGCCUGGUUUCUCCUGGUUCAUAACAUUAUCAUGUUUCUCAGAGAUGAUUGUUUUCUACAAGACUUAUUCUUCACCACUUCACGGAGGAUUUAUAACUCGCUUCGGGACUGGAAAAUGUAAAUAACUUACCAAUCUGAUUCAUUCCAUUUGUCAAAAGAGGAGAACAGCUAAUAAAAAAAACUUUCUCAUACAA
Molecule: messenger RNA, 5324 nt
Organism: Conger conger (European conger)
Lineage: Eukaryota; Metazoa; Chordata; Actinopteri; Anguilliformes; Congridae
Gene: dlg1b
Product: discs large MAGUK scaffold protein 1b
Exons: 27
Coding region: 736-3693 (985 amino acids)
Biological process (GO): chemical synaptic transmission; neurotransmitter receptor localization to postsynaptic specialization membrane
Cellular component (GO): neuron projection; postsynaptic density membrane; neuromuscular junction
Molecular function (GO): kinase binding
Source: RefSeq, a predicted model, not a curated record